Molecule: messenger RNA, 5684 nt
Organism: Colletotrichum phormii
Lineage: Eukaryota; Fungi; Ascomycota; Sordariomycetes; Glomerellales; Glomerellaceae
Product: RNA polymerase Rpb1
Exons: 2
Coding region: 107-5221 (1704 amino acids)
Biological process (GO): DNA-templated transcription
Cellular component (GO): RNA polymerase I complex
Molecular function (GO): DNA binding
Source: RefSeq, a predicted model, not a curated record
CUCAUUGAAGCGGAAGCUGUAUGGAAAAUUUGCUUCCGAACACCACACCUUCUGCCGUUCGGACUCAGACUGGUGCCAGGCUGUUACCUGACGCCUCAACGGCAAUAUGAACAUCUCUCAACCCAUCUCGUCGUCUGUCGAGACGGUCGAGUUCACGUUCCUCACCGAGGAAGAAAUCAGAGCGAUUUCGGUCAAGCGCAUUGAGAACGACAGCACAUUCGACAAUCUUCUGAACCCCGUUCCUGGUGGUCUCUAUGACCCUGCUCUUGGUUCAUGGGGCGAUGCUCUCUGUGCAACCUGUAACUUGAACCAGUCUUCAUGCCCGGGCCACGCCGGCCACAUCGAGCUUCCCGUGCCGGUUUAUCAUCCUGUAUUUCUCGACCAGGUCCUUCGUCUCCUCAGGUCACAAUGCGUUUACUGCAAAGGUUUCCGUAUGCGCCAUCGCGACAUCAACCGAUACUCCUGCAAACUCCGACUGCUACAAUAUGGCCUUUUGCAUGAGGCUCACUUGGUUGAUGCGAUUGGAGAAGGGCUCAAGGGCCUCGAACUUCCGGGUGUCCCUACCGAUUACGACAGCGAGGCCGAAGAAGAGGGCACCACCAUUGUCGACAACAUCGUCGGAGCCCGGGAGGCAUUCGUCCGCAAAUCCCUGAAGUCACACAAGCUCAACCUGGGCGAGGUCAGGAAGGGCAAGCACGAAGGUGCUAUUGAAAUGCGGAGAGAGCUCAUCAAGGACUUCUUGACAGAAAUCACCAAGCCCAAGCGAUGCGACAACUGUGGUGGUAUCUCGCCUACCUACCGAAAGGACCGCUUCGUCAAGAUUUUCGAAAAGGCCCUUAGUGAGAAGGAUCUGGCAAAGAUGGCACAGAAAAACCUACACCUCAAGGAUUCCAUGGCGACAGCAACUCGCCAGCGCAAGUCGAAGCGCGGCAAUACCGAUACCGACGAAGGUGUCGCCGACGUCGAUACAGCCUCAUCGAGCGAAGAAAACGACGUCGACAUGCGUGAUGCUAAUGACGCUGACCUCGAGAAGGAGGAGGCAGAGUCCAGAGCUGAUGCCAUUGUUCAGACCCCCGGUCAGCAGCGAUACCUUAGUGCAAUGGAAGUUUGCGCACGUCUGCAGGAGCUAUUCCACAAGGAACAAGACAUUAUGUCGCUCGUCUACAACUCGAAGCCAACGACCAAAAAGGCAGCCAAAGUGUCUGCCGACAUGUUCUUCAUCCGAACUAUCCUUGUUCCUCCAAACAAGUUCCGACCCGAAGCUCGAACCGGCGAUUCUCAGAUCUCCGAGGCCCAGCAGAACUCCCUCUACAAGAUGAUCAUGCGAAACUGCGGUAGCAUUGCGAGAAUACACCAAAGCGUCGGGGGUACAGACCAGUACGGAAGAGCAAGAGACAUCAACGAUUUGCACCAAGUAUGGACGGAACUACAAGAGUCUGUCAAUUCUCUGAUCGACAAGAGCAAAAACCCUGUCCAGGGCGCAGCUGCGAAAAGAAACGAAGAUGGCAUCAAACAAAAGCUGGAGAAGAAGGAGGGUCUUUUCAGAAAGAACAUGAUGGGAAAGCGAGUCAACUUCGCAGCCCGCAGUGUCAUUUCUCCCGACCCCAAUAUCGAGACCAACGAGAUUGGUGUGCCCCCUGUUUUCGCACGCAAACUUACCUACCCCGAGCCCGUAACGAGCCACAACUUCAAAGAUCUGCAGCAAGCCGUUAUCAACGGUGUCGACAAGUGGCCCGGCGCGGCUGCCAUUGAGUACGAGAACGGACAAAUCGUCAACCUUCGAUCCAAGUCUGCCGAUGACCGCACGUCCCUUGCCAACCAACUCCUCACGCCGACCAACGCCCAGUUGAGUGGCAUGAAGGGCAAGAAGGUUUACCGACAUCUGACAAAUGGCGAUGUUGUUCUCAUGAACCGUCAGCCGACGCUCCAUAAGCCGUCCAUUAUGGGCCACAGAGUUCGCGUGUUGCCGGGAGAGAAAACAAUCCGAAUGCACUACGCCAACUGCAACACGUACAAUGCCGAUUUCGACGGUGACGAGAUGAACAUGCAUUUCCCCCAGAACGAGGUUGCCCGAGCCGAAGCUCUUCAGAUUGCCGACACGGACCAUCAAUAUCUGUCUGGCACGGCAGGCAAGCCUCUUCGUGGUUUGAUUCAGGACCAUCUUUCAGUCUCUGUUGCUCUUUGCAACAAAGAUACCUUCUUCGACCGAGACUCAUACCAGCAGCUCAUCUACUCAGCACUCCGCCCAGAGAGUGGUCAUAUUCUUGGCGAGAGGAUUGAGCUCCUUCCUCCGGCAGUCAUCAAGCCGAGACCCAGAUGGACAGGCAAGCAGGUUAUCAGCACGAUCCUGAAGAACAUCAAGCCACUAAAUGGAGAAGGGCUCUGGAUGUCCGGAAAGUGCCAAGUCAAGGGCGAGCAAUGGGGCAAAGGCCAUUUGGAAGAGGGCUCAGUCUUGUUCCAGGACGGACAGUUCCUGACUGGUAUUCUUGACAAGGCCCACCUGGGUCCUAGUUCAGGCGGUUUAGUCCAUUCCAUUCAUGAAGUCUAUGGACCUGCUGUUGCAGGCAAGUUGCUCAGUGCUAUGGGCCGCCUCCUCACUCGUUACCUGAACAUGCGGGCCUUUACUUGCGGCAUGGACGAUUUGCGGCUCACAUCAGAGGGUGAGCAGGCUCGAAAGGAGGCACUGAAGGCAGCGAAGGACAUCGGACUCCAGGUUGCAGCCAAAUACGUUUCACUCGAGGACAAGGCACCUAAGAGCACAGAUCGGGAACUCCUUACUCGCCUGGAGGAGGUCAUGCGCGAUGACACCAAGCAAGAAGGUCUCGAUUUGCUCAUGAACCAGAGCGGUGGCAGUGUUUCAAGCGCGGUUACAUCAGCUUGUCUUCCCGUCGGUCUGGUGAAACAGUUCCCCAAGAACCAGAUGCAGUCUAUGACAACUUCUGGUGCCAAGGGUAGUCAGGUCAACGCCAACCUCAUUUCAUGCAAUCUGGGACAACAGGUUCUUGAGGGCAGAAGAGUUCCUCUGAUGGUUAGCGGAAAGUCUCUGCCCUGCUUCAAGCCAUUCGAGACCAAUGUUCGUGCGGGAGGCUACAUUGUUCAGCGAUUCUUGACUGGUAUCCGACCGCAAGAAUACUACUUCCAUCACAUGGCUGGUCGCGAGGGUCUCAUCGAUACGGCUGUCAAGACGUCUCGCUCGGGUUACCUGCAAAGAUGCAUCAUCAAGGGCAUGGAGGGACUUACAGUGACGUAUGAUUCGACGGUGCGAGAUGCCGAUGGCACCCUCGUGCAGUUCCUCUAUGGCGAGGACGGCCUUGACCCGACCAAGCAGAAGUACCUCACCGACUUUAGCUUCAUCCUCCGCAAUGUUGGGUCCGAGUCGGCCCAGCUUAACUUCAGCAACGGCUUCAGGGAACAAUUUGCCGGCACCAAGGACGAAAUUCUCAAGCACAUGAAGAGUGCUGUCAAGCAUGCUAAGCUUGAUAGCCCCGGAGCCAAGGACCCUAUUAUUUCCAUGGUCAACCCUGCGAGGGUAGCAUUUGCGACAUCCGAGUCGUUCUACGAGAAAAUGACAAAGUACAUCAAAGACAACAAGGACGGUCUCAUCCGCGACAAGUCAAGCGGUCCUUCUGGCUCGGUGGAUGCACCGGCCGUCAGCAAAAAGUCGGCAGAGCUUGUUUUUGCCGCCAAGUACAUGCGAUCACUCGUCGAGGCUGGUGAGGGUGUCGGCAUCGUUGCUGGCCAGAGUGUGGGUGAGCCCUCGACACAGAUGACCCUCAACACAUUCCAUUUGGCAGGUCACUCGGCAAAGAACGUCACGCUCGGUAUUCCACGUCUCCGUGAAAUUCUCAUGACGGCAAGUCGAUCUAUCUCAACACCAGCUAUGACUCUACUUCUCCAUCCUGAGUUGUCUGCAACUGAGGGAGAGGUGUUUGCAAAGUCCAUCAGCGUUCUGCCUCUUUCCGAUUUGCUUGACACAGCGACCGUUAACGAGCGCAUCGGAAAGGGCAUCGAUGGUUCUUUGGCCAAGCUGUACGAUGUGAAGCUUAACUUCUUCCCUGCUGCGGAGUAUACCAAAACCUACGCCGUCGAUCCCUCUGAUGUCAUGGAUACCAUCGAGAAGGGAUUCCUGCAGAACCUCUUGAAGGCCAUGACCAAAGAAAUCAAGAAGCGCCGCAGCGAUUCCACCUCGGCGACGCCUGAAGUUGGCGUCAAGUCUGGCGUAGUAGAAAUGGUCAGUGGCAACGGCGAGGCAAGACCUACCAACGACGACGACGAUGACGACGACGAGAAUGGCGACGGUGACGCCACGAGUGCCAAGAACAGGGCAAACCGGGACGAGGCUGUAUCAUAUGGUCCGAAUGAUGACGAGGAUGAUGCGAUUCAGCGACGGAUGGAACGGGAGAAUUCCGAGGAAGAAGAUGAAGGGUUUGAGGGUAGCCCACUGCCGGCAGCCGACGAGGGCAGCUCCGAUGAUGAAGAUGACGAAGAUGAAGACAUGGACAAGGAGGAUGGCGGUUGGAGAGCCGCGCGAGUGAAGCAAAAUUAUUCCCCUGUCACCAAAUUCAACCACGACAGCGCAGGAGAGUGGUGCGAGUUCACGCUCGAGUUCGAGGCAGAUACCCCCAAGGUAUUGAUGCUCAACAUCGUGCAGGCGGCGGUCAAAAAGUCGGUCAUCCAGCAAAUUCCUGGCGUUGGCUCUUGCACCUUCACACCCGACCACAAGAUCACGAACGCCGCUGGCAAGGAUGUGACAGUGUCGGCCAUCUACACAUCUGGUUGCAACCUCGAGGCCAUGCAGAAGUAUGGCGACUUCAUCAACCCGAACCAGAUCACAACCAACGACAUUGGCGCUGUUCUAGACGUGUACGGAGUGGAGGCAUGCCGGAACAACAUCGUGUCUGAAUUGGCCGGCGUCUUCGGCGGUCACGGUAUUAGUGUCGACAACAGACACUUGAACCUCAUUGCCGACUACAUGACUCGCAAUGGUGACUACACGCCCUUCAACCGCAAUGGUCUGCGUGGCAAUGUCAGUCCCUUCACCAAGAUGAGUUUCGAGACGACCCUGGCUUUCCUGAAAGACGCCGUUCUCGAUGGCGACUGGGACGACCUCAAGACACCCAGUGGUCGUAUUGUCAUGGGCCGCUUGGGCAAGAUUGGCACGGGUGCCUUUGACGUGUUGACGGCUUUGCCUACGCACCACAUGUCGUCCAACGUCGAAUGAGCUUAGCCCCCUGUCUGGCUACUUGUAUCUGCCUUGCUUUGAAUUCUGGGAUUAGGAGUCGUUGUUGACCAAAAACUGUAUUUUGUAUGCGGUAUUGAUAGAGGUGACAUUCACCUAAAAAGUAAUCAGUAUGAAUUACCAAGAUUUUUCUUCAUCAAAGUUCAUCAAAGUUCAUCAAAGUGUAGACAAGUAAAUCGUCUCUUUCCCCCCUAUUCACAACCCGUAUACGAUUGUACCCAUAAAGCCACCGGGAGAGGGGAGAUGACGUGGAAAGUGACUUGAUGAUCUCCUUUGCGCCCUCAGGCGCAGUCUCAGUAGGUUCGACAAGGUGAUGAGGGUAUGUAUGCGAACAAGACAAGGCAAGGUAGCGUACGUGCCUUGCACUGCAAUUACGGAUUGCACGGUGUGACACUUCAGUUGUGCCCACGAUCCGUUCAGAUGUUCUCCAAACACUGAUGCCAUG